CAUGCAGGUUGUCCCCUUGGACAAACAGAUUACAGUCAUAGACAGUCCAUGCCUCAUUGUCUCUCCACUUAACUCCUCCGCUGCACUUGCUCUACGAAGUUCAGCAAGUAUUGAAGCACUAAGGCCAGUAGAGGCUGCCAGUGCCAUCCUUUCCCAGGCUGAUACUCGACAGGUAGUACUGAAAUACAAUGGCCCAGACUAUAAGGAUUCACUGGAGUUUCUCACUAUGCUUGCUCAGAGAAGAGGUCUACACCAAAAAGGGGGAAGCCCAAAUGUUAAACAUGCUGCUAAACUGCUAUGGUCUGAGUGGAUAUGUGCCUCUUUAGGUUACUAUUGCAUGCCCCCACAUCCUGGACUCCUCUUCCACAUCUUAAUAAGAGUUUCAUGGCAGACUUGAAAUGGGGCUUUAAUCUGGAAGAACUGGAAAACAACAACGCACACAGCAAACAAGCCAUCAGCGGUCCUCGUUUAGCCAAUAGCAUCCUUUUCCAGUCCUUGGGUAUGACAAACGGGAUAACAGAGGAAAAGGAUAUACCUGAAGGAUUGCCAAAACAAAAACAGAAGAAACAGGAGGAAAAGGAGGAGGGUGAAGACAUGAACAGUGACCAGGAAAGUGUGGAUGCAGAAGUGGACGAAAGGGCUUCAAACACAUCCCCUACAGAAGAGACAUGGGUGGCACAGCCUGAAGAGUCCAUACCAGGAGGCAGUGACAUUUAAGGAUGUGGCUGUGAUCUUCACUGAGGAGGAGCUAGGGCUGCUGGACUUUGCCCAAAGGAAGCUGUAUCAAGAUGUGAUGAUGGAGAACUUCAGGAACCUGGUCUCAGUGGGGCAUCAACUCUUCAAACGAGAUAUCUCACAUAUAGAAAGAAAAGAGAAACUUUGGAUGAUAAAGACAGCAACCCAAAGAGGGAGAGAUUUAGGAGAGAACAAUCAAGAUGAGUUAAGGAUUAUUCAAGACAAAGGAUCUCAUGAAGAGUUUUCUUGCUGGCAAAUCUGGCAACAAAUUGCAAGUGACUUAAGCAGGUGUCAGGACUCCAUGAUAAAUAGUUCUCAGUUCCAUAGACAUUGUGAUUCCCCCUGCCAGGAUUGGGCAGGAAUAUCUAUUCAAAUUUCCGAAGGUGAGAACUGUAUACUAAAUCAUAAAGUAGAUGGUCCCAAAGAUACUGGAAAUCCAGAAUUACCAACUUCAGGAACCCAGAAUACUUUUCUGACUAAGUCACAGAAUUAUCAGGAUACAUAUAAGCAAAUUUCCCUGAAAAAUCAAUUCUAUCAAUGUAAACAGGAUGCUAACUCCAUUAAUUGGAUUUCACAUCAUCAUAAUGCUCAUAAAGUGCACGAAAGUGAAAAGUUUUACAAUGAUUAUGUAAAAGGGAGCACAAAGAUUUCAGCAUUUGGUGAGAAUUGUAGUGUUUAUUAUAAAGGAGAGAACCCAUACCAGUGUAAUGAGUACAAAAUCUCCAGUGAUCUCUUCAGCUUUGAUAUUCAUCAGCAGUUACACACAGGAGAGAAGUCUCAUACAUGUAUUGAUUGUGGGAAAAGCUUCCAUUUUAGCUCAGUUCUUAGUGUUCAUCAGAGAGUUCAUGUGGGAGAAAGACAUAAAUGUGAUGAAUGUAAUAAAGAAUUCAGUCAGAGUUCACAUCUACAUCCUGAUCAGAAAAUUCACAUGACAGAAAAAUUGUACAAAUGUGAGCAGUGUGGGAAAGAUUUUAGUCGUAGAUCAACACUUAAUGCUCAUUAUAAAGUCCAUACCGGAGAGAAACCUUAUAAUUGUGAAGAAUGUGGGAUGGCCUUCAGUAAGGUCUCUCAUCUUCAGGAUCAUCAGAGACUCCACACUGGGGAGAAACCAUUUAAAUGUGAUGCAUGUGAUAAGAGCUUUAGUCGGAAUUCACAUCUUCGGUCCCAUCAAAGAAUUCAUUCAGGACAGAAACCAUAUAAAUGUGAGGAGUGUGGGAAAGGCUUCCUUUGUAGCUCAAAUCUUUACAUUCACCAAAGGGUCCACACAGGAGAAAAACCUUAUAAAUGUGAGGAAUGUGGUAAAGGCUUUAGUAGGCCUUCAAGUCUUCAGGCCCAUCAGGGAGUCCAUACUGGAGAGAAAUCAUAUAUAUGUACCAUCUGUGGUAAAGGCUUUACUUUGAGUUCAAAUCUGCGAGCCCAUCAGAAAGUCCACACUGGAGAGAAACCAUACAAAUGUGAGGAGUGUGGGAAGAGCUUCAGGAGGAAUUCCCAUUACCAAGUUCAUCUUGUGGUCCAUACUGGAGAAAAACCCUAUAAGUGUGAGAUAUGUGGGAAAGGCUUCAGUCAGAAUUCAUACCUUCAAAUACAUCAGAAGGCUCACCGUAUAUGUGGGAAAGGCUUCAGUCAGAAUUCAUACUUUCAAAUACAUCAGAAGGCUCGCAGUGCAGAGAAACCAUAUAAAUGUGAGGAGUGUGGCCAGGGCUUCAAUCAGAGUUCACGCCUUCAGAAUCACCAAGUGAUCCAUACUGGUGAGAAACCCUACAAAUGUGAAGAGUGUGGAAAAGGAUUCAGUCGUAGAGCAGAUCUCAAAAUUCAUUGUAGGAUCCAUACAGGGGAGAAACCAUAUACUUGUGAGGAAUGUGGAAAAGUCUUCAGGCAGGCCUCAAAUAUUUUGGCCCAUCAGAGAAUCCACAGUGGAGAAAAACCAUUCAGAUGUGACGAGUGUGGGAAGAGCUUUGGUCGGAGUGCACAACUUCGAGCCCAUCAAAAAGUCCACACUGGAGAAAAGCCAUACAAAUGUAAGGAGUGUGGGAAGGGCUUCAAAUGGAGCUUGAAUCUUGGCAUGCAUCAGAGGGUCCACACAGGAGAGAAACCAUAUAAAUGUGGGGAGUGUGGGAAGUACUUCAGUCAGGCCUCAAGUCUUCAGCUUCAUCAGAGUGUGCACACUGGAGAAAAACCAUACAAAUGUAUUGUGUGUGGUAAAGUCUUUAGUCGGUCCUCACAACUACAGUCUCAUCAGAGGGUGCACACAGGAGAGAAACCUUAUAAUUGUGAAAUAUGUGGUAAGAAUUUCAGUUGGAGAUCUAAUCUUACAAUUCACCACAGGACCCAUGUUAGUGAUAAAUCCUAUAAAAGUAAUAGAGGUUGUAAAAACAGAGGAUCUACACAGGAGAAAAGUUCUAUAAAAUGAUUAUUUUUUUAAUGCUCGAGAGUCACUUGAGUUCUUCUAUUAAUCAAGUCUCAAAAGAAAAAUAAUCAUUUGUCUCAUUAAAGUCAGUUCUUCAGCCCUAACUUUUCACAUCCCAGUGGUAUAGACCCCAUAGCAGAAAACCCUUGUAAUUGGUUUUGUAAGAGCCUUCAUUCAAAACCUGGACCUUUUGUCCAGUUUUGUCAUACCUUUUACAAAAGUGUGAUGGACAUGCCAAAAUUAGUUUUUACUGGAAUAUUAACUUCAUAUAGGCAGAGAUUUUGUUCACUACUGAAUCUACAUGAGUUCCCCAUUGCUGAGUACUUCAGAGGUACUUAGUAUUUAUUAAAUUAGUAAAUGGGAAGAUGUGUAGUAUUUGAAAGUUAUGUUGAGAUCACUGCCAAAAUAUAUGUGUAUUCAGACCCGGAAACCUGAAAGUAGCCUUAAUAAAAUUAAUUCAAGGAAAUGCUAGAACUGGGUACCAGCAAGUGGUGUAAUGGUUCCAUUGCCAAACUCCCACUCUGUUGGCUGUGGUUCAAUCUGGACCUGGCUACUUAA
Messenger RNA from Tupaia belangeri chinensis (Chinese tree shrew), 3700 nucleotides. Its product is annotated as zinc finger protein 226. The transcript is spliced from 4 exons. Bases 620 to 3145 code for a protein of 841 amino acids. The record is from RefSeq and is a predicted model, not a curated record. Gene Ontology annotation, cellular component: nucleus; nucleoplasm. NCBI's taxonomy places the organism in Eukaryota, Metazoa, Chordata, Mammalia, Scandentia, Tupaiidae. Gene Ontology annotation, molecular function: RNA polymerase II cis-regulatory region sequence-specific DNA binding; DNA-binding transcription repressor activity, RNA polymerase II-specific. Gene Ontology annotation, biological process: negative regulation of transcription by RNA polymerase II; regulation of immune system process; regulation of cytokine production.